AUGGGCGGCUGCUUCUUCUUAGCUCGCUCUGAAGCGAGCCAAUCAAAGGGUGUACCUCUGACCCUGGACCGUCGGAAGCUGGAGAUCGUCCGCUGUGAGGGCUGUUGCCACGUCUGCUGGACGAGGGAGAGGUGCAGUGCACCGGGCCCGGCCUUGGCCACUGCCGCGGUGAGGGAGUACGGGAUGAUGGCCAGGCAGCGCGUGGAGGUGGAGGUGCUGCAGAAGCCGUUUAUCUGCCACAGGAGGACGAAGUGGGGGGACAUGAUGCUGGUUCAUUACGAGGGCUACUUGGAGAGGGAUGGCUCCAUGUUUCACUCCACUCACAAGCAUAACAAUGGUCAACCUAUGUGGUUUACACUUGGCAUAAGGGAAGCUAUCAAAGGCUGGGACAAAGGUUUGAAGGACAUGUGUGUGGGAGAGAAGCGGAAGCUAACUGUUCCACCAGCCCUUGCUUAUGGAAAAGAAGGGAAAGGAAAAAUUCCACCUGAGAGCACACUAAUUUUCAACAUUGACCUUCUAGAAAUUAGGAAUGGACCAAGAUCUCAUGAGUCAUUCCAAGAAAUGGAUCUUAACGAUGACUGGAAACUGUCCAAGCAAGAGGUGAAAAUUUACUUGAAGAAAGAAUUUGAAAGGCAUGGAGCAGUGGUAAAUGACACCCAGCACGAUGCUUUGGUUGAAGACAUAUUUGAUAAAGAAGAUGAAGACAGUGAUGGGUUUAUAUCUGCGAGGGAGUUUACAUACAAGCAUGAUGAGCUGUAGAAAAUGGUGGCAUAAUUUUUUUGACAGAAAUGGCAGUGAGUUAGACUGGUUCUCUUGUCUUAAUUCUGUGUUUUGGAGUUGACAGCUGCUGUUGGCAAAGAAACACUCUUUGUUUAUAUAAAGAAUUACUGUUCAUUAUG
Messenger RNA from Mesitornis unicolor (brown roatelo), 899 nucleotides. RefSeq names its product FK506 binding protein 14, 22 kDa (gene FKBP14). Bases 1 to 759 code for a protein of 252 amino acids. Lineage: Eukaryota; Metazoa; Chordata; Aves; Mesitornithiformes; Mesitornithidae. The record is from RefSeq and is a predicted model, not a curated record. The transcript has 5 exons. Gene Ontology annotation, molecular function: peptidyl-prolyl cis-trans isomerase activity; calcium ion binding.